CACUUCACGAAACCUUAUCGUUGCAGUGUGGGAACAACCAUGACUACCACCACGCUCUGACGAUGUCGGACUAAACCUCGUGACUCGUCGAUACGUUUUAACAUGUCAAGUUUGAUGAGAGAAAGUUUGAGAUUAUCGCAUUUGGAUAUCAUCGUAAUCCAUUGGAAUGUUAUGAUGUCGUAUUUGGAUAUCGUUUCACGUUUUGGAUACCGAAGCUAAAAUUUCAUUGUCGUACCAGCAGGUAUCAUUGAGAGCGCCAGCAAUGUUAUAACCACCUGAUUUUUGUCAGCCAUCUGAUUUUCCGAUACUGAGUUUUUCGGCCACUUCGUUCCACCCCGCAGAAAGAUGCCGUUUGAUUGGAUUAAGGUGGUCGGACAGCCCGUGCCGUUGUUAGACCAGAAAGAGAAGCAAGUCCGACCGGCUUCGACCAAGCCGGCCAGCAUCACGGCGGCGGUUGCUUCCACGGAAGACGACCGCAGACGACCGUACUCCGCCAAGCCGUGCACAGCUUUUGACCACGCCUCGUCCCGGGAGAGAAGAAAGAACAGGCCCAGACCUUGGUCGGCCAAACCGACUGUAACAUUCUCUACUCCCGUUAAGCAUGAUUUUCAAGAUUCUGGAGGAUUGCUCUUGAUACAGCAACAAGGUGUUGAUCGGACUUGGUCUGUAGGGGUAGACGAUGGGAGCUGCUCCGUGAAUUCUAAAGCAGAUUCUGACUUGAGGACAGGUUUGGUUGAGGAUGACGAUGGAGUGACGUAUCUGUCUGUCACAGCCGAGGAAGGCGACUUGAAGCAAUCCGCAGAAGGUGCUUUACCACUGAUAGAUCACAGCCGCUCUGGAGCUGCUGCAGAAUGUAAUGACUUUGAUGAGGCCUCCGAAAAUGUGACAACAGUUGGCUCGGGCAGACGUCCAGGCAGAGUGAUAGAGCAGCAGAAACAGAAAGCGACCCUGGUGGUUUCAGUUGAACCAAAUGAAGACACAGGAGUUACCGCGCUGCGCCAACGGUCGCUUGAAAGACAAACACGAGAACGGCCCUGGGCUGACAAUUUCACCCCGAGCAAAAUUAAGGCGAGCUAUUACAAAGGGCGUGAUAUGAGUCCAACCAGACUGUAUUGGACACUCAAGGGCUACCGAGAACGAUCCCUCACAAGGGAACAACUCAAUCAGCAGCAGCCCUGGUCGGCGAAGACGUUCUCUGGAUACAUGUACAAGGGACGCGUCCGUGGGCCACCCUUAGCGAGACCAGAAGCGAACCCACAUCGGUCGAAAGACACUGGUCAACCCCAUUCAGUCAAGAUGGAUGUCGGAACUGAACAGAAGACAUUGUGUGUUGAAGACAUUACAAAGUUCUGCGAAACUAGGUCGAAGAUUGACAAUGGUAUCCGUGUGGCUAACGGACGUAGGCCCCAGAGCGGUAGCCGGCCCCCGAAUGGCGUGAGAGCGAAUGGAUGGGUGAAGACUUACGAUGGUUCAUCCCGGGAGCCUUCAUACGAUGGGUCAUCAAGGGAGGUUAUUCCAGGAGCAGGCUUGGAUAAGAAUACCAUGAAAUGGAAAGGAUGGACGUCACCAACUCGGCCCCUUGAAGAAGAUGUGGUACCAGCCCACGAUCACUCAAUGUACAAACUAACAAAGGCUGAAUAUCGGCGACUGACGGACCAAGUCCGGGAUGUCGGCAACAAUCUGAAACACGGUCGGUCCAGGGGCAGCACAAACUUUAGGCGCUUUGUUGGCAAUCGCGAAAGGCCAGACGAUUCGACACCAGUCCUGUACAGAAGUCAGCUGGCGGAGAGCAUGAAAGCCUUCGAACAGAAGAACAACCGACGUCCCCUUGCGCCGGAACCGACGCCCGAAUACACGCGAUGCAGACCCGUUAUGGGCACCAGGCCUGUCUCUGUCCAGUCUGAGAGAAGGCCAAUCUCUGCAAUGGAGGGCCAACGCCAGAGACCAAAAUCGUCCAUUCCUGCCUCACGAGAUACGGUGACAAGCCCUAAUGUGGCGGCACAAUACGAUACUCUCGCAUCGCCCUGCCUCUACGAUCUCACAGACAGCGACAAGAUAGACUCGGGUUAUGGCGACGUUUACAGCAUAAACGAUGACGAAGACAGUAGUGUGAGUGAUGGCGGUGACAGCGACGCUUCGGAGGAAGGACCGGAACCAGGAAUAAACGAUAAAAGAAACAUUCCGGUCUUGGCAUUGCGACCUGAUGUGGUCGACUUCAGUUACGCAACCGACGGCAAACGUGAUUACAGGAAGUAUGAUUUUGAUGCAACUGACGUUACCAUUGAUCCGUAUGAAUUUCCUUAUGGAGGACCUGACGGAUUUCAGUCCGUUGAUUUCAAAGAUUUGAGUAAAUUUGACAAAGAUUGGCGUCUGAUGAUAAAGAAGCGUCCACAUGUUAAGGAGGAGGAGUGUUUAAUUGACAGGUUCUUGGAACUUGAGCGACUGGCGACGAAGACUGCAGAAUGGGAGGACAAGAGGCGGGAGCGAUGCCGCACUGCGAACAGAAGACGACAAGCGGAGAGCGUCGCGGCGAAGAAGGAGGGCAGACUCCGUGUGCAGAGUGCAAAGUACCGCGGGGCCAAGUGCUGCUCGGAGUGCCUGAAUCAAGCGUGCACUGGCGACUGUCCAAUGAAAAAGACAUCUGCUCAAUAUUGCGUCCACUGCCGGCAAGAAUUCUGCAAUGGCCGCUGCGUCCAUUCGACUUACAACAACCACAGUCGACACUCCCCGAGCUCGGAGUCCGAUGAUGAAGAAAAAGCUAAGCCGAAACCUCGCCCAAGGUCUUGCGUACCGUGCCAGAGAAAAAACACUGCGAAAUACAUCAAUGCGCAUCAAAUUCUUUUGGGCAGACCGAGAUCUAGUCACGCCACUUAUAGUCAAGGACGGAAAACUGCAGUCCUGAAGGAUGAUGUGAAAAUUGAUGACCCUUUACAUGUGCAUACCGAUUUAGUAAGAGAGCUGGACAGAAUUGGUUUGGACGUUGAUCACGUCAGUCGCCCGAACACAGCAAAGGGCCGGAAGAAAUUCAGGGGCAGGCCCUCGGUUGUCCCUGGUAAAAGUUACUUUUCCCAACGUAGGGACUCAAUACAAAAGGAGAGGGUCAAGUCUGCACCUGCUAGGAUAAGGAGGGUUAAGUCCGCUCAGAAACGUCUGACGACUGCCAGUUAGGACAAUGAGUAAAAUCAAGGACCUAAACGAAUACUCGCAAUCGUAGACGUAAAUCGCAAUAUUUUUGAACCUCUCUAACGUGCGAAGACUUUUUCGGGGUGGGACAUUUCAGUCUGCUACACCCGCGUAUCGGAAACCUAAUUACGCUGACCAACAAUUAUCAUCAUGUUCGGCUCCAAGGUUACGCAACUUGGCUGAUAAAUCGUGUUCCGCGUCACUGGCGAACCUCAUGUGUUACUCAUACAUGCACUCCAAAGGCGUGACUUCGAGUUUGUUUCAAUGUAGCUCGCCAAUAGAUGCGAAACCUCUCUAAACUCUCUUGCUUUUCAUGUGCUUUCUUGCUUAUUCAAAGUUUUAUUUGAUUAACAAAAUUUGAAAAA
This is a messenger RNA of Lineus longissimus, 3548 nucleotides long. RefSeq lists its product as uncharacterized. The coding region runs from base 346 to 3168 and encodes 940 amino acids. The transcript has 7 exons. The record is from RefSeq and is a predicted model, not a curated record. Lineage: Eukaryota; Metazoa; Nemertea; Pilidiophora; Heteronemertea; Lineidae.